AUAGGUAACAUACACAUUGCUCAUACACAGUACACACUAAACAUUAACGUUUUUAGACUAGAACUUUACCAAAAAAGCUUCAGUGUACUCAAGUAUGAUUAUGAAAGUAAAAAAUAUAAAUAUCAUUCAUUUAUUAUACAAAGUGAUGUUUAGUUAGCGUAAAUCAGAGUAUAGUUUUGUUGUAAAUUAUGUAUGGUUGACCUUUGUACCAAUCUUAAUUAUCAUGUAUAACAUGGCACUCAGUGUGUCUGUUGCUGUGGUGUUUAUCUCGAUCGUUUCAUUUCUAAUUCUAAUGAAUAACAAUAAAUCAGUUGCAGAUUCAAUGGCGAACAAUGGUAUACUCUUUGUAUCUAAUGCUGCCAAAGCUCACAGGUACUGUUCAAAAGUGUCAAAAUUUGUUAAACAUGUUUUGUAUAUAAAGUUCAACGGUGGCCCAGAAAGUUCCUUGCCAGUUAUAAAUAAACAGAUUGUAAACAUUUACACCAAGGCAUCAACACAGUGUGGCAAUUUGGAUGUAAGACUGAUGCUCAAGCCAAUAGAUUCUAUUGAAAGAAUUAAAACAAAUAAGCCUUUUCAAAUGAUUAUGUUUGAUAGGGAACUAUCCAAGGAUGUUGUCAACAAUUUACUCCAAAGUGUGCCAUCUGAAACUCAGGUACAAACCAUAGAUAGUGAUGAGAAAAAAUUUGUAAAUGUAUUAGCACAAAGCGAGAGUGAGACUGUGAAGACAUAUGAAUAUGUAGCUCUUGGAGGUACAUUCGACAGACUGCACAAUGGACACAAAAUCCUCCUAUCACAAGCUGCUUUGAGAGCGACCAAGCAUGUCACAGUUGGUGUAACUGAUGUAAAUAUGAUUCAGUCAAAAUCAUUAUGGGAGUUAAUAGAGCCUGUAGAAAAAAGGAUAAAAGCUGUUUUAGACUUCCUAACAGAUAUAAAUCCUGACCUUGAGUAUAAUGUAUGCCCUAUACAAGAUGUCUAUGGGCCAACAAAGGAAGAUCCCAGGUUUCAAUUAAUAGUAGUAAGUGAGGAAACAAAACGUGGUGCCUUAAAAAUAAAUGAGAAACGGAAAGAGAAUGGACUCUUGCCUUUGGACGUGUACACGAUUGGAAUUGCAGAAGAUCUAGAGCAACAGUCUACUGAAGAGGAAACAAAAGUUAGCUCCAGUAAUCUUCGGAUGCGGUUAUUGGGGACGCUAUUGACAGAACCUAAGCCAAAGCCAAAUAUACCCGAUUGGCCAUACGUAAUCGGCUUAGCGGGUGGUAUUGCCAGUGGAAAAAGUAAUAUCACCAAUAAAUUAAAAUUGAAAGGAGCAGCGGUGGUCAACUGUGAUAUAAUCGCCCAUGAACUAUAUGAGCCCGGGUUGCCUUUAAAUCAUACGAUUGCAGAAGUGUUCGGUAAAGACGUCAUUACUGCACAGGGUGAAGUUGAUAGGAGGAAACUUGGCAGUGUUGUAUUUAGUGAUAAGGAGCAACUAGAGAAACUCAACAAGUUAGUUUGGCCAGCGGUUAUUGAAGAAGCCCAAAGGCGUAUCAAGGCACUUGGUGAACAGGGUUACAAAGUGGUGGUGAUGGAAGCCGCUGUGAUGGUACGCGCCAAGUGGUACACUCACUGCCACCAGUUGUGGGUCGUUAUUAUACCACCUGCAGAAGCCAUCAAGAGACUCCAAGAACGCAAUAACCUAACGGAAGAGGAAGCUAAACAGCGGGUGAGCGCGCAACCCUCGAACGCGGAACAAGUGGCCCAAGCUAACGUAGUCUUUAGCCCCUACUGGAGUUACGAGUACACUCAAGUGCAAAUCGACAAAGCUUGGGACCAGUUGGAAAAGUAUUUGGAAUGUAGGAAAUAACCAUGAACUACCCUCCUCCUUCAAAAUAACUUUGCAUUCGAUUUAGUCGGGGAAUGUGAGCGGCGAAGUGGUCUCUUCCAAAGUCAAGGUCAUAACAUUCUACAAGGCUAAAUGGUAAAUUCAAAUUCGAAUCGUUUAUUUUUGAAUUUGAAUUUACCAAAGCAGGGUAAGCAGUGGCGUGCACUUUGUACAUUCACAAAAGCACUGCCUACCCAAAAAUUUAUAUAUAACUUGUAUAGUAGGAGGAUAUUUGGCGUUUUUAGGCAAUCUUACCACUGUAUGCAUACCCUGGUAAGAAGCCCAGUGCACGCCACUGAUGGUAAGUGGCUAACCACAAAUAAAAAUUGUCACGACUACCCGAUUUUGAACAAUGAUUAUCUCAAAUAAUAUAUACAGGGGUAAAAAAAACCAAAACUUUCUCGGCCUUGUAGUUCGAAUUUCUUAGUAAUUUAUUUCAUAAAAAAAAAAAAUUAUACUUCAUAUUAUAUCUGUAAAGUGGCAUUACACUGUGAAACUAAACACAUAUGAUGCGACAACGUAGGGUAGUCGGAUCAGUGUUGCACAAUUGAUUCGUGAUACGCGCUCUGUUCCCGAUGUGACAUUACAGAGUAGUAGUGAGUAGAGUAUCUAUGUAAUAUAUUGAAUAUUGAAUAUUUCAUAAACUAUCGAGUUUAAUAAAAAGUUUUAGAACAAAAGAAUGAAUGAUCGAAUACACUUUUAUU
Pararge aegeria (speckled wood butterfly) is the source of this 2565-nucleotide messenger RNA. It is a transcript of the gene Ppat-Dpck, whose product is annotated as bifunctional coenzyme A synthase. Gene Ontology annotation, molecular function: ATP binding; dephospho-CoA kinase activity. The record is from RefSeq and is a predicted model, not a curated record. Gene Ontology annotation, biological process: coenzyme A biosynthetic process. NCBI's taxonomy places the organism in Eukaryota, Metazoa, Arthropoda, Insecta, Lepidoptera, Nymphalidae. The transcript has 10 exons. Bases 224 to 1843 code for a protein of 539 amino acids.